Messenger RNA from Exophiala oligosperma, 831 nucleotides. RefSeq lists its product as uncharacterized. The coding region runs from base 1 to 831 and encodes 276 amino acids. The record is from RefSeq and is a predicted model, not a curated record. The transcript is spliced from 2 exons. Lineage: Eukaryota; Fungi; Ascomycota; Eurotiomycetes; Chaetothyriales; Herpotrichiellaceae. Gene Ontology annotation, cellular component: mitochondrion; cytoplasm; membrane.
AUGAUAAACUUGCACAGGGCAUCAACGAGGUUUGGUGCCAGUACAUCAUGGGUGCGGCCUCCACGAGCGCGGUAUCAGCAUAUCCAUAAUCGCAAGUCUACCAACUCGUCCACGUCCAAACAGUCGAAGCCUCUCAACGAGGGCCAACUGCCUCCACACAAUCCAAAUGAAGUGACCGUCGAGAGCACGAAGGCGGACCCAGUUGACAUCCCUAUUCAAUUAUGGUACCACCGACUCGGUCCAGUGUCGACAUUCUUCAAUUGGUUUCACCGCAGCCAGAUGAAAAGACCGUAUACGGUGCAGGUCUGUACUACGUUGAUCACAUACCUGUGCGGUGAUAUGGCAGCUCAAGAGAUUGGGGGUGAAGCAUACGAUGGAAAUAGGACGCUGCGCAUGCUUACGAUCGGAGCGAUUGCCAGUAUCCCUGGAUAUAAAUGGUUUCUGUUCCUUGGGCGCAAUUUCAACUUUCAGUCAAAGAUCGUAUCUAUUGCCACCAAGGUUGCUGUGAACCAGGCAGUUUUCACCCCUAUCUUCAACACCUACUUCUUCGGAAUGCAGGCUUUCCUGACAGGUGAGACCAUACACGGCGUCAUCACAAGAGUGCAAGCAACGGUGCCGACGAGUAUCGUCAAUUCCUUGAAGCUCUGGCCGGCGGUCACCGCAUUCAGUUUCUACUUCAUUGCGCCGAAUUACAGAUUCAUGUUCAGCGGAAUAUUUGCCAUCGCGUGGCAGACAUAUCUCAGCUUUUUGAACAGAAAGGAAGAAAAAAUCGAGCUGGCGACAGAUACGCUGGCCAGGCCUGUGGUGCCCGAGAGUCUUGAAGCGAGCUGA